AUGCAUAAGCUAGCCCACCACCAGUCGGUGCUGGGUAGUGCAGCCGGGGCAAGAGCCCCGUGGCCUGCUGCGGCGCAGCGCGCGCAGCGGCGCCAAUGGCGAGACACCCAGGCGUGGGCUGCCCGUACUGAGCUGCAGUCCGCAACAACGUCGGCAGCGCAGCCCAGCACAAGCGGCCGCUUUGAUGGCGAGGAGCUGCCAGGGCCCCAGGGGGCGUUUCAGCCCGGGCAGGAGGCGGCGGCGCGGCAGCAGCUGUUCAACCGGAUAGCCCCGGUUUAUGAUGAGCUCAACGAGCGCCUCAGCCUCGGCCAGCACCGCGUCUGGAAGCGCAUGGCCGUCCGCUGGUCCGGCGCCGCCCCCGGCCACGCGGCGCUCGACGUCUGCUGCGGCAGCGGCGACCUGGCGUUCGAGCUCGCGCGCGUCGUCGGCGCCACCGGCCACGUCACGGGCCUCGACUUUGCGGCCGAGAUGCUGGAGGACGCAGAGUCGCGCCGCGCCGCUGCGCCCGGGGUGCGCCCGGCGUCGCGCCCACCCGCGCGCAUGUCGUGGGUCCAAGGGGACGCGCUCGCGCUGCCCUUCCCGGACGCGUCCUUCGACGCGGCCACCAUGGGGUACGGCCUGCGCAACGUGGCCGACAUCCCACGGGCGCUGGCCGAGCUGGCGCGUGUGCUGAAGCCGGGGGCGUCGGCCGCCGUGCUGGACUUCAACAACAGCGAGGACCCGGUGGUGGACGGCCUGCAGGCCUUCUUCCUGGAGCGCCUCGUCGUCCCCGCCGCCUCUGCCUAUGGCCUGGCCGCGGAGUACGAAUACCUGCGCCCCUCCAUAAAGCGCUUCCCCACCGGCCGCGAGCAGGAGGCCAUGGCGCGCGCCGCGGGCUUUGCAUCCGCGGUGCAUUACAACGUCGGGUUCGGGCUGAUGGGCUGCCUGGUUGCGACAAAGGCGCGGUGA
Messenger RNA from Monoraphidium neglectum, 948 nucleotides. Its product is annotated as ubiquinone/menaquinone biosynthesis methyltransferase. Bases 1 to 948 code for a protein of 315 amino acids. Gene Ontology annotation, biological process: phylloquinone biosynthetic process. NCBI's taxonomy places the organism in Eukaryota, Viridiplantae, Chlorophyta, Chlorophyceae, Sphaeropleales, Selenastraceae. The transcript has 3 exons. Gene Ontology annotation, molecular function: 2-phytyl-1,4-naphthoquinone methyltransferase activity. The record is from RefSeq and is a predicted model, not a curated record.